This is a messenger RNA of Thalassophryne amazonica, 2734 nucleotides long. It is a transcript of the gene elavl2, whose product is annotated as ELAV like neuron-specific RNA binding protein 2. The record is from RefSeq and is a predicted model, not a curated record. Gene Ontology annotation, molecular function: RNA binding. The transcript is spliced from 8 exons. Lineage: Eukaryota; Metazoa; Chordata; Actinopteri; Batrachoidiformes; Batrachoididae. The coding region runs from base 420 to 1586 and encodes 388 amino acids. Gene Ontology annotation, cellular component: ribonucleoprotein complex.
UAGUCUUGGUUUCCCUCUCAGUGAUGUGGCGUAUUUGUGUGGCGCACCUGUAAAGAGCGAGACGAGGCAGAAGAAGCCGGCUUUUUUUUUAAUCCUUUGAUUCCUUUUCUUUCAUCUGUUUUGUUCUUGUUUUUUUUUUUAUUUUAUCUUUUUUUUUUUACCCCCGAUCCCCCUCUUUUUUAUUUUGUUUUCAUGCUGAAAGCAACUCGUUUCUGUGUUUUGAUUUAAUAAACAAUUCAUUUCCUCAUUUUGUUUGUGUUGCCUUUUGUUUUUCAAUUUUAUGUUGCCAAGUUUGAGCUAAAGAGGGCGCGGAAUUCAUCAUUUUACGAGCUGUUGUCCAAGUGUUUUGGUUCAGAGAUUAUUUGCCUAAGGACGUCCGUAACUUUCAUUUGUAGAAACGACUGCAACUCCAAACUAACAUGGCAGUCAGACUGUGCGAUGUGGCUUCUCUGCUUAGAAGUGGGUCGUGGGCGCCUGAGCCUUGGACUGGGCAAGUAAUCGCAGCCAUGGAAACACAGAUGUCCAAUGGACCAACUUGCAACAACACAAGCAACGGCCCCACAACAAUCUCAAACAAUUGCUCCUCGCCUGUCGAGUCGGGGAGCAUAGAGGACAGUAAAACAAACUUGAUAGUCAACUAUCUGCCUCAGAACAUGACUCAAGAAGAGCUAAAAAGUUUGUUUGGAAGCAUCGGGGAAAUUGAAUCCUGUAAACUAGUUCGAGACAAAAUAACUGGGCAGAGCCUAGGUUAUGGAUUUGUGAAUUACGUGGACCCCAAGGAUGCAGAGAAAGCCAUCAAUACCUUAAAUGGCUUGAGACUUCAGACAAAAACCAUCAAGGUUUCUUAUGCACGUCCAAGCUCCGCUUCCAUCAGAGAUGCAAACUUGUAUGUCAGUGGUUUGCCAAAAACCAUAACUCAGAAAGAACUGGAGCAGCUCUUCUCUCAGUAUGGGCGCAUCAUUACCUCACGCAUACUGGUGGACCAGGUGACUGGUGUAUCCAGAGGAGUUGGCUUCAUCCGCUUUGACCGACGGGUGGAGGCUGAGGAAGCCAUCAAAGGUCUGAACUGCCAGAAGCCGCCUGGUGCCACAGAACCCAUUACAGUGAAGUUUGCGAACAACCCGAGCCAGAAGACCAGCCAGGCUCUGUUGUCCCAACUGUAUCAGUCACCCAAUCGAAGGUACCCGGGACCCCUCGCGCAGCAGGCACAACGCUUCAGAUUGGACAACCUUCUCAACAUGGCCUAUGGAGUGAAAAGGUUCUCCCCCAUGGCCAUUGAUGGCGUGACCAGCUUGGCUGGCAUCAACAUCCCAGGACACGCAGGAACUGGUUGGUGUAUCUUUGUCUACAACCUGGCCCCAGACGCCGACGAAAGUAUCCUUUGGCAAAUGUUUGGGCCAUUUGGUGCUGUGACAAAUGUCAAGGUUAUUCGUGACUUCAACACAAACAAGUGCAAAGGAUUUGGUUUUGUCACCAUGACUAACUACGACGAGGCUGCCGUGGCCAUCGCCAGCCUGAAUGGAUAUCGCCUUGGGGACAGAGUGCUGCAAGUCUCGUUCAAAACCAACAAAACACACAAAGCCUAAAUCCCACUGAGAUUGUUUUGAGGAAACUUGGUAGGAUAAAUAGAAACAAAAUGGAAAUGUAUCGACUGUAACUUUCUACAUUAGUAAAAACAGCUUUGUAAAUUGGUGUUAUGAAGAUAAAUAAUAUUUAGCGUCCAAUGUGGAUUUGGUUUAUUUUUUGUCUUUAUGCUUUAGAGUCUUCUCAAUCUGCUUUGAAACUGAACAAAAUUGUAGGUUUUCAUGCCUGCAAGAGUGAAUUCUCAUCUUCACGGAUGAAACACGUGAAACGUUAUUAACGGCUUUGUUUUUGUCAUUUUGUUGCACUUUGAAACAGUAAGUCUUGUAAGGUUCUAUGUAGUGGAAUAUAUAAUUUUUGUCUUGAUUUGCUUUGGCUAUGUUUUGCCUUCAGCGAUUAGCAAGCACUUUGGUUGAACUGUUGGAGCUUUGAUUUUUUUUUUUUUUUUUUUUGGAAGUAUUCUGUUUGUAACAUUUAUUAGUUGGCUGCUUAAAAGUUGCUUAUUGUUAACCUAAUGGAUAAAAAGUAAAAUGACAAAAAAAACUUCUUAAAGCAGUACCUUGCCAAAGAGCUAAGAACCUCUUUGAUGUGGGUUUAAAAAGCAUCUAUUUUUAUAAAAAGAAAUUUGGAGAAACUUUUUACUGGACCUGGAGCAAAAUAUUUUGACUUGGAUACUUUGAGAAAUAUCUUCAUAUGACACCUUGUGAGCUUUUGAACUUUACAAGAAAGUUUGCAGCGGUUGAAAUUUCUGGAGAGAUUUAUGAUAAAGAUACCUUUUGAGAUCUUUGUAUUAUCUUUAGAGUCUAGAAUCAGUGGCAGUGCUGGUUACAUUUGUGAAAACGUGUCGAUUCCCCCCUUCCCCCUCUCAGUAAUCCUUGGGUUUUGGAGCUUUUGCAACCCUUUUCCAUGCGAUUUGGCAACGGACAACGGAAAAAUUAAAAUGUUUGUAUGCAACAGUGCAUGCAAAAUUAAUGCAAAUCUUAAAGGUUAACUGGGGGAUAAAAAUCACAUAGUUCUGUAGAGAAAGAGCUCCAUGGUGUGUUGUGGUGUAUUUACAUCAUCAUUAGACUGUUUUUUGUUUUGUCUUAACCAAUAAGGGUUUUUACAGGCUUUGUAUGACGGCUUGAGGACGAGCUGUUGAAGGUAGCAGCUU